This is a messenger RNA of Melanotaenia boesemani (Boeseman's rainbowfish), 3635 nucleotides long. RefSeq names its product checkpoint with forkhead and ring finger domains, E3 ubiquitin protein ligase (gene chfr). Lineage: Eukaryota; Metazoa; Chordata; Actinopteri; Atheriniformes; Melanotaeniidae. Gene Ontology annotation, molecular function: ubiquitin-protein transferase activity; protein binding. Bases 141 to 2057 code for a protein of 638 amino acids. The transcript is spliced from 18 exons. Gene Ontology annotation, biological process: ubiquitin-dependent protein catabolic process; protein ubiquitination; mitotic cell cycle checkpoint signaling. Gene Ontology annotation, cellular component: nucleus. The record is from RefSeq and is a predicted model, not a curated record.
AGUGUCAACUGUGGUCUUAGCAGGAAGUGCUUCUUGAGCACAAAGCUAACUGGAACAUGAGGAGGAGAAGCGGUUUUCACAUAGCUGCUGGAACAACACACUAAGCGUUUUACGGGUGAAAAGAGAAACCACAUGUCAGGAUGGACGGCUACAGAACAGGACAGCCUUGGGGGAAACUAGUUAAAGUGGGUUCCACUGAAACUAUCCUGCUUUUCAGUAGAGAAUGCACAGUUGGCAGAAAGAAAGGAUGUUAUCUGUCCUUUCCGGCUAAUAAACUGGUAUCAGGGGAGCACUGCAAGAUAGUGAAAGAUGAGAACUCGGGGCUGGUGUGGCUUGAAGACAUGAGUACUAAUGGCACAGUGAUCAACAUGUCCAAGGUGGUCAAGAGGCAAACCCACUUGCUACAAAAUGGUGAUGUCAUCUAUUUUGUGUACAGGAAAAGUGAGCCAGAACAAAACAUUGCCUAUGUUUUCCACUCCAUCCAAAUGGAGCGAUCUCUUUCACAAGACAGUUUUUAUAUGGAGAGGUCAGCCCACAGUCCCUCUCCUGUUCCAGAAUCUGAAAUCCCACUUUCUGUGGAGCCUGUUAUGCUUACUAAGGCUCCUCGGGAUCCAACUCAGGAGGAACCUCAGCCUUCCACUUCUGCUUCCCACUUCUGUAUUGAGAACCCCUCCCGUUCUCGUCCCAUAGAAAUCACAACUUCUUCAGUUUCUGACGAAAGUAGAGUUGUAGACACGGACAUCUUGGAGCCAGAAAGCAAGAGGAUGAAAACUCAUCAAGAUAAAGAUUAUGAUUUGGGUUUGCCACAUACCUCCAGCACAGAGAUGGCAUGUUCAGCUAAGAAAGGUCUUGGGAAUCUUUUGCCAAAGCCACCAGGAGAAGGGACUAAGACAGACAAGAUGGAGGAAAGCCUGACAUGUGUGAUCUGUCAGGACCUACUGCACGACUGCAUCAGCUUGCAGCCUUGCAUGCAUGCCUUCUGUGCUGCAUGCUAUUCAGGCUGGAUGGAGCGCUCACCUCUUUGCCCCACCUGCCGCUGCCCUGUGGAGAGGAUUUGUAAAAACCACAUUCUUAACAACCUGGUGGAAGCCUACCUCAUCCAACACCCAGAAAAGUGUCGCAGUGAGGAGGAGCGGAAGAGCAUGGACGGUCGGAACAAGAUUUCUCAGGACAUGUUGCAGCCAAAAGUUGAGCGCUCUUUCUCUGACGAGGAGGGCAGUUCAGAUUACCUCUUUGAGCUCUCAGACAAUGACAGUGACUCCUCAGAUAUCAGUCAACCUCUGGUGAUGUGCAGACAGUGUCCUGGCUACAGGAGAAAUUUGGGUCAAGUGUUGUUUGCUACAAGCUCAAACUACUGGUUCCCAGGCUUACCAACUCUACCACCUGUAUCUCCAUCACCCAAACCUGCAAGUGAGGACAGUGCAGCAAAGACCACUGGAGAGCAGCCGUCAACAUCCUCUGAUCAGCCCUCAGCUUCUCAUGAGUACUGCUGCCCCCCUCAGGGCUUCCAUCUCAUCUGCUCCUGCUGCUUCCUGCCAAUGCCAGACAGGAGGGCCGAGCUAAACAACCAGCAGGUUAUUGCUCAACAGUGUGCAUUAUGCCAGCAGCCUUUCUGUCAUAUGUACUGGGGCUGCCAGGGCAUUGGAUGUCAGGGGUGUCUGACACGAUUCAGUGAUCUCAAUCUGACUGAUAAAUGCCUGGAUGGGGUGCUGAACAACAAUAACUAUGAAUCAGAGGUCCUCAAAAACUACUUGUCCUCCAGAGGGAAAUCUUGGAAAGAUCUGCUCCAGGAGACUUUGCAAGACAUGCAGCAGGGAAACUACGUUCUGACAGAUUGUCGUAUCACAGCAAACACUAUCCUGUGCUUCUGCUGCGGCCUGCGAGCCUUCAAGGAGCUGGCCUACAAGUACAGACAGAACAUCCCUCCUUCUGAACUGCCAGCUGCUGUAACAUCUCGACCCGACUGUUACUGGGGAUGCAACUGUCGCACGCAGGUGAAGGCACAUCAUGCAAUGAAAUUCAAUCACAUAUGUGAGCAGACGCGCUUCAAGAGCUGAAGAAGGACUUUUUUUCCCCCCUCCUUCUUCUUUUCUGCCUAACUGUGUCAAAUAUAAAUAACUAAGCAUCUUAUGCACUUGGGGAAACAAUCUCUUUAGGUUUUCUUGUGUCAGUUGUAUGUAAGUUGCUUAUGCAAUAACUUAAUGCACACACUACAAUCACCAUUUACAGUAGUGGCCAGGGGCUGUGUGGAUUAAUGCUAUGCACAUUCAGAUUAAGUUUUACAUGUUCGGAAAGUUUAUAACUGGCCUAUAGAGUUAAGAUCUCAGAGAUUCUAGCUGGUAACUCCAGCUGCUAUUUCGAUUAAAUUAUGCUUUGUGUUCAGGCUUUUAUCUGGAUGGACCAGGUAAACAAUCACUUUUUGAUAGAGCAGUUCAGUUAUGUGAAACAAAAGUCCAGGCUGUGGAACAAAAAUGUUAGUUUUCACAGCAAGAAAGGCAACCUGCAUCAGUGUGAACUCAGAACUAUGUUGGUAGUGGUGGACAGAUCUUUUGCUAUGUAUUUUACUAGUCAACUGAUUAUUGAAUUCAGGGCUCUCUACAGCAAAUGAACACCUCUGUUGAUUAUCAUCACAGUAACAGCAAAGUAAUCACAAGUACCACAGGAGCAAAGAUGCCAGUUGCUACCAAGACCCUUUAACCAGUACUCAAAAUGUAAAUGUAUCACCUCUGAGGGAUUUUUCCUGGUUAACUAGGGCAUUACUGUGUUCCCAGGCUGGGGUAAAAAGCCACGUCAAAGCCUCUUGCGCACGUACGAGGGUAGAUUUGUAAUCCCAUGUGACAUUUAUAUAGGAUUUCAUGUCUGUGGGAAGGGGAUCAAUGUUCUGUAAAGCUAAUGGAAGGCAGAGGAGGACUCUGCUUUGUGGCGGAUAAUUACCUCCAGGGCGACUGAACGCAAAGGAGAAUGGACACUUUGUCAGAUCCUUAAAGUAAGGGGUAUUCUUUGAAAUGCACAGUUGACCCAUGUGGACUUGAUUGGGGGGGGGGGGUAAACUGCACUCUAAACAACCACUAAUGGUUAAAUGUUUUGUGCUCUAGGCCAUCAAGACCAUUUUGACAUGCUGCUUUGUGUGGCACCCUUUCCAAACAGUUUAGAGAAUCUUGGCAAUAGAGAUGCAACAAUAUGAUCUAUUAUUCAGAUGUCAUUGUGGUCCACUUACAGCUUAUACCUCAGUUGAUCACCAUGUCAGGUUAGGUUAGAUUUUCUAUGAUUCCUCAGGUACUCAGAGUCACUGUUUUUUUUUGUGAGUGUUUUUUUUACGUAGCUUAGCUAUGUUUGAUGAUUGAAAGUUCUGUGUCAAAAUAAAAACAGCAGUCAGUGAGUGUUGCAUUCACUGACAUUUAAGACGAUCAUCACCCCAGUGUAACAGUCUCCAUCCUGCAAACACACAAGCGAUAAAUGAUGUAAAAAGUAUUGACAAAUCACGCUUUUUUUUUUCUCUUUUGCCUUAUUUUGUUUUGGCAGGCAAAAACAUCCACAGUAUAGUUUAAAGAGGCCUUAAAUAAUAAAAUAAUUGGAUUAAGUUAGGUAUUUUAAUUAACCUUUUAGAUUUCUUUUUGUCAGUGGUGUUAGUUUGU